UGGCCUUGCAGGCGGUGCGCCCCGGCCACCGCGCCUGAGUUUUCAGGGUUCCAAGGUUCCAGGGUAGGCCCUUGCCACCGGAUUGACAGAAUUGUCGUCAUUGACUUUUGAUUGCUCUGACCUCUGAAGGAGCCUCUGUUUCUGAUCACAUCUAAAAUCCCUCUUUAUUGCAAACUUUGAAAGGUAUUUGCAUAGGAAUCGGAGGAGUUAAUCUUGCUGAAAUCCUUCAGCUUCAAGAAGACUCCGUGGCCAUCUUGCCUCUGUUGCUUCCUAUUCAACGAGUAGGACUUGUGGAUGAAUCACUGGCUUCACGUCUUCUAAAUCUGUUGACAGAGACAAGAAAGACAGUCUGGUGACCGGGAUAUGUCCCAGCUCUAGUGAUGCAGAUUACCUUUCUGCUCCUGGAAUCUCAGCUCUGCCUCAGCUUUUCUUCUUCCAACUUGAGACUGCAUAUAAAGUGGGAUGUGGGAAAGCAGGAAAUCGAGCUAGUGAUUACUGAGAGGCCAGUGCGUGGGUAGGCCCACUCCUACCUUCAGUAGACUACCUUCAGUAGACCACGCUGCACCCCAAGGGUUCUGCUGCCAUGGUUCUGCCCAUGUGUUCAGCCAAUCAUCCUUCUGUUCGUGCUUAAAUGGCACAACCCUUGGUCAGCGCAUCUGAAAAGGAAGGUAUACGAAGCAAAACUCAUGGCCACCUACCCCUGCCAGUUAUGUGGCAAGAUGUUCCUCACCCUGGAGAAGUUCACUGUCCACAGUUAUUCCCACUCCAGGGAACGACCUUUCAAGUGCUUGCAGCCAGAGUGUGGCAAAGCCUUCGUCUCCAGAUAUAAAUUAAUGAGGCACAUGGCGACCCAUUCACCCCAAAAAGCUCACCAGUGUGCUCACUGCGAGAAGACCUUCAAUAGGAAAGACCAUCUGAAGAACCACCUCCAGACCCAUGACCCCAACAAAAUGGCCUUUGGGUGUGAGGAGUGUGGGAAGAAGUACAACACCAUGCUGGGCUACAAAAGGCACCUGGCCCUCCACGCGGCCAGCAGUGGCGACCUCACUUGUGGGGUCUGUGCCUUAGAGCUCAAGAGCACCGAGGUGCUUCUUGACCACCUGAAAGCCCAUGCUGAAGAGAAGCCCCAUGGGGCAACCAAGGAGAAGAAGCACCAGUGUGACCACUGUGAGAGAUGCUUCUACACCCGCAAAGAUGUCCGGCGCCACCUGGUGGUCCACACAGGAUGCAAGGAUUUCCUGUGCCAGUUUUGUGCCCAGAGAUUUGGGCGCAAAGAUCACCUCACCCGCCACACCAAGAAGACACACUCGCAGGAGCUGUUGAAAGAGAGUCUGAAACCUGGGGAUCUUCUGGGCACCUUGCAUGCGAUCUCCCCCCAGUUCCAGCUGAAGGGUGCUGCCACUUUGGCUCCUUUCCCUUUAGGGGCUCCUGUCCAGAAUGGGCUUGCAAAUAAUUUGCCAACUGAGGUGCACAGCCACCCCCAUAAUCUCUCAGAGCAGCCUAUGAUGCCUCUGCCUGAGCCUCUGAUGCCCCUUCACCAGGUGGCAUCUCCCAACUCUCCUCCCCCCAUGCAGAAUCACAAGUACAUCACCACCGGUGCUACCUCUUAUGCUCCACUGGCAAAUCUGCCUCUCAAAACCGAGACAAAACCAUACUGCAGCAUGAAUUUGCUGGAGGACUUGCCUCUGCAAGAGCCUCAGUCACCUCACAAGCUCAGCCCAGGUUUUGAUAUGGGGAAGGGGAGCGCUGGCAAAAUUAAUCUGCCCAAAGAGCUCUCCCCAGAUGCUGUGAACCUAACCCUACCUGCCUCUUUGGAUCUCUCUCCACUGCUGGGUUUUUGGCAGCUGCCCCCUGCUACCCAAAAUGGUUUUGGGAACAGCAGUCUUGCCAUGGGGCCGGGGGAGGCUCUGCCCCAUAGAUUAAGCUGUCUGGGGCAGCAGCAGCAAGAUCCAUCACUAGGCAUGGGCACUAUGAGCCUGGGCCAGCUGGCCCUGCCACCUCUCCCCCAUGUGUUCUCGGCCCCCUCAGGCCCGGCUAUCCUGCCCCAUUUCCACCAUGCAUUCAGAUGAAUGGCUCUUAGGGCACACUCAUGCUAGAUGUUUUAAGUUGCGCCCUUAAAACAUCUCAUGCUAUAUGGCAAAGUUUGGAAAACUGGAAGGGAAAUCUGGCUUAUUCUGUGAUGCCUAAAUUUGGGAUAGAGAGUUCUUGAACUGCAUGUAUUCGUGCCAAUCUGUCUUGAGUGUUCAUGCUUUGUACCAAAUUGACUCUACAAGUAUUCUAUAACAGAACUACAUAUAUGUAUCGUCAUACCGACAUCCACACGGGCUGCUAUAUUUAGAUGUUCAUCAAAUUGAGUAUAAUCAUAAGCCAUUGACUAUGUUGACUAACUUUACAAGGGCACUCGGUGCCUACAGUAAGGGAAGUAUGGAAUUCUUUGGACUUCUCCCAAAGUUCAAAGAAUCUUUAAGAUAAGCAAAUAACCUUUCUAUCACAUAUUAUUACUAGUUUGUGUAUUUCUUUUCAGGGAUUUUUCUGCCCUCGGAGUUUGAUGUAGUUUAGUUACUCUUGUAAUAGUCAACCUGUAGUGUUUUUGAAACAAUUUCUUGUGGAAUAAUCGACAUCAACACUUAAAAACAAAACACUUUAAAUAUAGUUUGAAUGUUUUCCACGGGAUGCUAUAAUGUGAGUUAUCAUGUACUUCAUUAUCUUAAAGACUAAACUGGUUGUCAGUUAACCUGACAGAAAAAAAAUUAAAAAAAAAAAAAGCCAACUGUGUAACCUGAUUAAGUGGUAAAAUAAUCCAGGUGUCAGCCAAGAAAAGCAUUUUGCUGACUUUAAUAUUGAUUAUAUUUUAACAGGAAUUUAAGAGAAUAUUACUGGAAUUUAAAAAUAUAUAUCUUAAAUAAGAAUUUUCUUUGCUCUGGCUUAAAAUACUACUCUGCUUAAGUGCUGAAGUAUUAUUUUUAAUCAACAAUAAGUAAAUGCAUUUAAAGUUCAUCAUUUAUGUCAAUGUUAGUUUAUAUUCAAAAAAUGUUAACAUUUUACAAUGUAACUGUAAUCUUGAAUUUGGUAUCUAAUGAGUUUUAAAGGUAUGAAGUGUAACCUCCUUUGAAAAACUUCUUUGUCAAGUUGUGUUUAGAGGCUUUCUAUAUGAAUAUAUAUCUUACAUAUAAUAAAGUUCAAAAUCUCCA
Suncus etruscus (white-toothed pygmy shrew) is the source of this 3191-nucleotide messenger RNA. It is a transcript of the gene PLAGL1, whose product is annotated as PLAG1 like zinc finger 1. The record is from RefSeq and is a predicted model, not a curated record. The transcript has 8 exons. Gene Ontology annotation, molecular function: DNA-binding transcription activator activity, RNA polymerase II-specific. The coding region runs from base 687 to 2069 and encodes 460 amino acids. Lineage: Eukaryota; Metazoa; Chordata; Mammalia; Eulipotyphla; Soricidae.